GGAAAACGAUCGCCGGUCCGGCUCCCCCCUCCUGCGUUUCUUCUGUCAUCUUCACCGCCCGCCGCUUUCUCCACCACUCUCACGACCCGACCGCCGCCCCCCCAUCGGUAUGCUUUACCACUCAUUUUUUUCUCUUUCUUGCCUUCUUUGCUGGUUGCCGGGCUCACCGCAAUCGCGCCAGUUCGAUAGACGACGAACUGUGUGCAUGCUUGCCUGUCCCCGUGCCCGCCCAAUCAACCCAACCACUCCACACACCACACCGCACUUAUCCAUCACCCACGCUCCACUCCACUCCACUCCACCAUCAUGAAUCAUUGCUUCCAUUUCGCUUCACUGCCAUGCUUUCUGCACCUAGUAGCCCACCGUCCCAUGGACAAAGUUCAUUCAUCCCACCUGCCUUCCAUGCUCGCCAUUAUCAUUAUUUUGCUGCUAAUUCUCUCACCCUUUUUAUUAUUAUUAUCAUUGCUAUUUUACUCGUGAUGCGUCCCUCCGCCUUCCCCGCCCUCCUCUCUCUCUUCUCUCAUCUCACUCAUCCCGUCAUCCCACCUCCCUGCGCUCCCAUCCCGUCAGUCGCACCUUCAAUCUGCACAAGCAUAGCCCUUCUUCUCCCUCUCAAUCUACUUAUCUCCCCUCCCCCCCCCUCGAUUCAUUUGCUGCCACUUUGGUCUUGUUGGGAGCCAAGCAGCGGCUCUUUGAUUCUUGCUCCGAUUUAUGACGUUUCUAUUAUUCUCCUUUUUCUUUCUUCUUUCUUUCUUUCUCUCUUUCUCUCUUUCUAUUCGAGGGUAGACUUGAUUUCCUUGCGAACAAAUGGUCUUGUACAGUAUACAAUUGAUUCAGACAACACAUCGAACUGGAACAUGUCGUUCAUCACGCAUGGUGCAUGAUGGUGCUUGGUGUGCAGUGUGAUCGGGUCGUAUUGGACAUGUCGGCCAGGUGCCGUCUCGAGAGCUUUCAAUUUGGAUGAUGGACUGAAACAAGA
Molecule: messenger RNA, 979 nt
Organism: Polychytrium aggregatum
Lineage: Eukaryota; Fungi; Chytridiomycota; Chytridiomycetes; Polychytriales
Exons: 1
Coding region: 339-884 (181 amino acids)
Source: RefSeq, a predicted model, not a curated record